UCAUUUUGCAUUUCCGGGGAGAGAACUGUAUGUAAACAAUACAGUUCUCUCCCCUGUCAGCUCCUGCAUGUUGCUUUGUAUGGCUGUGCAUAGCACAGCCAUACAAAGCAGUGUGCUUACAGUUGUAAGCACUAACACAGCACACAGUAAAACAGCACACAAUCGCCCCACAUGUUAACCCCUACCUGCCCAAAGCCACUAGUACAGUGUCAGUGCUUUUUCUUAGCACUGAUCACUGUAUUGGUGUCACUAGGGAUGUCAGUGACACCAAGUCAGUUCCCUCUAGUGUCAGAAUGCCCACUGCAGCUGAUCGCCGCUAUU
Staurois parvus is the source of this 321-nucleotide messenger RNA. Lineage: Eukaryota; Metazoa; Chordata; Amphibia; Anura; Ranidae. The record is from the annotation of a GenBank genome assembly.